AUGCCUCCCACGAAGCUCCCGGAAUCCGGCAACCCGCUACGCUACCACCGGCGGUUGAGCAUCGCGGCUCAGGCAAUCCCGGCUCCGGGGCUCCGAGCUGCUGGUGUGCUUCGGCUCUUCGGUGAACCACUCGGCCGCAUCACGUUCGAGCUCUUCAAGGAUGUAGUCCCCAAGACAGCCGAGAACUUUCGUCAGUUCUGCACCGGCGAGUCCAAGGAUGCUCGGGGUCGUCCGCAGGGCUACAAGGCCUCUAAGUUCCAUCGUAUCAUUCAAGGCUUCAUGUGCCAGGGCGGCGACUUCCUGAAUGGCGACGGUACCGGCUCGGUAUGCAUCUACGGCACCUCCAAGUUCGCCGAUGAGAACUUCAACCUGAAGCACGACCAGCCCGGUCUGCUCUCCAUGGCUAAUGCCGGACCCAACACAAACGGCUCCCAGUUCUUCAUCACCACCGUCCCGACGCCCUUCCUGGACAACAAGCACGUCGUCUUUGGCAAGGUUGUCGACGGUAUGGACAUUGUCAAGAUGAUGGAGGCCACCAAGACGGGGUACCGCGGAAAGGACCAGCCGAACCAGGACGUUGUCAUCGCGCAGUGCGGUGAGAUGUGA
Molecule: messenger RNA, 606 nt
Organism: Colletotrichum abscissum
Lineage: Eukaryota; Fungi; Ascomycota; Sordariomycetes; Glomerellales; Glomerellaceae
Product: cyclophilin type peptidyl-prolyl cis-trans isomerase/CLD
Exons: 5
Coding region: 1-606 (201 amino acids)
Biological process (GO): protein peptidyl-prolyl isomerization; protein folding
Cellular component (GO): intracellular membrane-bounded organelle
Molecular function (GO): peptidyl-prolyl cis-trans isomerase activity
Source: RefSeq, a predicted model, not a curated record